CACUUGUCUGUCAUCUAUCUUACUUCGUAAAACACAUUUCUUCAAAAAGAAAAAAAGGAACACUCUCAGAACCUCUUUAAAGAACUUUUCAGUAAGUGAGUAUGCUUGCCUUGCCUGAAAGUGUUAGUGUAUACUAUGCCUAAAAAUAAGGCUACCAAUCUUCACAGACAGAUUUACAAAAACAGCGAAAUGUUACAGUAUUUGUCAAGGAAUUUCUUCUGCAAACUGUAGCAUUUUGGAGCGAAUGCCUUUUCUUGAUUUCACCCUUUUCUUGAUUUCUGCUGGAAGGAAUUUUCAGCCAGCCAGGUGGUGGCUGAUGCAAAAGUGUGUUUGAGUGGAGGAUGUAUGAGGUAAGUUGGAGUUUUUUCAGGGUGGAGAUUUGCGGUUGUAAAAUGAUAUGUCGGAUACAGGAUCUUAUAUUUCUUCUUAAAACAUGUUUCAAAAUGUUUUAUUAUUUUGAAACUAUAUGCAAAAGUUUGAAAGUCAGAAGUAAAUUGAUUUUUUUGUUUUGGUCUUUUUAGCUUUUCUGUUUCGAUGCACUCGUUUAACAAUGAAUGUUUGAUUGUACAUCACAGGAAGUCUAGGAUUAUGUGUAAAUCAAAUUAAGCUAAAAAGAUGUAUGCAAAGCCCUUGAUCUCCCAAAUUCAAACUGAAUGUAUGUGAACUCUUGGCCUUAAACUUGUUGACUUGGAGCAAAAUUCAGUAGUUUGUAUUUUAGAUUAUUUGGUAAAACUUGUAACAGCAGGAAGUGUGAUUACUGAUAGGUUUUGCUUGCAUUUUCCUGUUUUCUAAUCUCACCAUUCUUGUAUUUGCAUGCUAGGCUCUGCUUUAAAAUCAGUGACAGGGCAUUUGACCUCUUGAUAAAUAAGAUACAUUUUUACUACCUAUCAUCUAUCAUCUAAAAAAAGUUUAUUGUGAGACAACUGAAAAAAAAUUAAGUUUAAAGAGUUUGUGUAAUCAUGCAAAAGCUAUGAAAGUUUAGCUGUUUGUGUUUGCUAAUGUUGCGGGCCUGCUCACACUUAGCAUUAAAAUAAACACAAUAAGACAAGUGUGAAGACAUCCCAAGACACCGUGAGGACACACUGUGAUCCGAAUGCUCAGGUAUGCAUCCCUGAGAACUUCUGACAGUGGUCUGCAUAUGGUACAAGCAUCCUCUCUCUCGUCUCUGCAGUGUCAUUUGUCACUUUUGUUUCUAGUUUCAUUAGCAUUUAAUGUUUUUGUAUGAAGGUUUUAUCCAGUAUACAAAUUGACUAAGCAGUAUUCUAGUUCCAGAAACAAGUGGUUACUCAAGAUGUAUUUUUACAUACAUUAUGUUAAUUAUAGGUUUAAACUGCAGUCUGUCCAGCUAUGCAAGUGUGAAACAUCAGAUUUGGCCCCUGUGUGCUGCAUGGCACAAUGCUGAGCGAGUGCUUCUGUAAUGUUAUGGUUGUAACAACAGUGGCAUUAAAUUCUGCAAUAUAAAGUUAACCCAGUUAGACAGGUUAAUCCACUUGGCAAUGAGAAGUGAAAAAAAGUUUUCCUUUUCUCUCUCGCCACACAGCAGAGAGCGACACUGAGAGACUAGAUGUACUGGUGUGUGUGAUGUGGUUGUUAACGGUAAUGUAGCCGCUUAAUCUCUGUUGGCUCCAAGAUAUCGUGUUUUAAAGUGGCCUACUUCCAAAGAGCAAGAUCAGAGAGUGAAAAGCAGCCUAUCAAUGACAAUAAUAUGAUUUAAAAGAAAGUUUAUUCUUGUGGGUCAAACUAUAUCAGCCGAGUGGGGUCAUGGUGGAGAGUUUUAACACCUCUGACAUUAUUUGCAGCAGAUGUCUUUUAUGCAAAAUGGAAAGCUUUCUGUGGAUGUGUAAUAGCCUGUAGACUGUAAACACACUUCAUACAUUGUGAUGCAAAGAUCCUGCUGCCCAACAACUUCCCUCAUUAGAGGCUGUUGCUUAACAGUGGUCCAAAGGUAUUUUGUACCAGCUGAUUUUUAAAAUAAUCUCAACUGAUCUCAAGUACGUUUACCCAAAUACAGUACUCAUAGGUUAUUAUACUUUAUUUAUCUCCACUCUAGGCUACCUUUUAUUUUUACUUCUCAACAUUUCUAAAGGAAAUGUUCUUUUUACUCAGCCUCACUAUUUGACAGCUAUACCAAGUACUUACUAUGCAGAACAAGAUUUUACAUAUGGAAGCAAUGAUCAGUUUACAAAAUGAUGCAUUGUUAAAGAUUAAACUAUCCAGCUAGAUAUAAAUUAGUUACACUUUUACCAGCUGCAACAUUGGCAUGCUACUUAAAUUUUUUUUUUCAAUGGACGUAGGUGAGAGUUAGAGAACUGGCUCAUACACGAAGAAGCGGGCUUGUUGAUGGUGGCUUUCAAGUGGCCUCAUGAACCCAUUGCAUCUUUGACCAGGUUUCAAGGUUUGUUGACUUAACUCCAGCUGGCAAACUCUAUUUACGUCAACAUUGGCUUGUAAUAUCCUCCUAAAUAUAGAAGACCCAAGUGAGAUAUAAUUUUGCAUUUUGUAUACAUACAUAUAUAGGUAUAUAGUUAAUACCACAAAUUAAGCUGGUGUAAAAUGGAAAUAGCAAUAAAGCUAACAAGACUUUAGCCCUCCAAGUGUUGGUGAAGAUGUAUGUGGUGCCGAGUUCCAGGAAAUGAGAUGGACUAGUUUGCAGGGUAGAGGGGCCCAUCUCACUCCAAAAUGUUCUUCAUCAUCAAGGCUUAAAGGCUUAGUUGAGGACAGUAAGGCCAGACAAUACAUGCGUUGGCAGGCCUGUAAUCAGUUGCAAACUUGCAUCCCUGUGGCAAACUUGAGUGUUACUGAAUUUUUACGGCCGCCAAGGAGGUUAUAUAAUUACCCGUGUCUGUUGGUUUCUUUGUUCAUUUGUUUGUUAAUUUGUCAGAAGGAUUACGCAGAAAGUACUCAACUGCACUGAACUUUGCAGAGGGAUGGGGCAUGUCCAAGGGAAGAACUCAUUAAAUUUUGUGGAAAAUCCAGAUCAUUUACUAUGAAUUUGAGUUUUUUCCUUUGAAGUCUGGUGUAUGUUGUUUGACAGUGGCCUUUGCAGAGGUCUACGCUCUACAAAGGACAUUUUCUAGUUAAGACCUGGGCCAGAAGCCACUGUUAGUGAUAAUCUGAAAUCUGAAUUUUCAAACCGUUUUAGUCACUGACACUUUCCUCUGUUUGUUUUUUUCUUUUUUUUCUUAUAGGUAACAAGGUUGAGCAGAGGUUGAGGAAGAAAUAUAUCACCGCCUUGUGAACUUCUAACCCUGAAAUCUUGAAAAUUUCUCUGCCUCUCAUCUUGCUGAGCACCACUAUGCCAGGAGUCGUGGAUCGUAUGGAGCUAAGGAAAGUCUCCACAGAGGCUGAUGACGACAGCACUGACAGCCUGGACGACCGCUACAUAGACCCCAUUGAUUCUGAGAAGGCCACCAUCAGCAGUCAAUUUAUGGAUGAUAAUGAUGACGGAGAAAGCCAGAAAUUCCUGUCAAAUGGGAUGAUGAAGAAGAAGAAAUAUGAGGAAUACCAUGAAGAAUAUCAUCCCGGCCACACCUCCUUCGGGAUGUCUGUCUUCAACUUGAGCAACGCCAUUAUGGGCAGCGGCAUUCUAGGCCUAUCCUUCGCCAUGGCAAACACUGGCAUCGUUCUCUUUACAGUCCUCCUCAUCGCCGUGGCCAUCCUCUCCUUGUAUUCUGUACAUCUUCUCCUUGUGACGGCAAAAGAAGGAGGAUCCCUCAUUUAUGAAAAGCUGGGGGAAAGAGCAUUUGGUUGGCCUGGGAAAAUGGCAGCAUUUGGAUCGAUAAUCAUGCAAAACAUUGGAGCCAUGUCCAGCUACCUCUUUAUUGUGAAGUAUGAGCUGCCGGAAGUAAUCCGAACCUUCUUGGGUUUAGAAGAAAACUCUGGUGAAUGGUACCUAAACGGAAACUACCUGGUGGUGUUUGUGUCGAUCGGAAUCAUUCUGCCUUUGUCUCUCCUUAAAAAUCUAGGCUACCUGGGCUACACAAGUGGAUUUUCCCUUUCCUGCAUGGUCUUCUUCCUGGGUGUGGUGAUCUACAAAAAGACCCAGCUGCCCUGCCCUCUUCCUUUCUUUUACCAGCACUUGUCUAACCUCAGCAUGAACGCCUCAGAUAUGCCAGGGUUGUACAUGUUACAAAACCGCUCAGCACAAAUGGAUUUCUCCCGAGCCGACGUUGCCCCAAUGGUCCUGGGCAGCCACAACAGUCACCACUCCACCGGCAUCCACUUUGAGCAUCAUCCUGACGAUGAGGAUAUGUGCACACCCAAAUACUUUGUCUUCAACUCACAGACGUCAUACACUGUGCCAAUCCUGGCCUUUGCCUUCGUCUGUCAUCCUGAAGUCCUGCCUAUCUACAGUGAACUGAAGGAUCGCAGCAGGAAAAAGAUGCAAAACGUUUCCAACCUGUCCAUUUUGGCUAUGCUCAUCAUGUACAUGCUAUCAGCUCUGUUUGGCUACCUCACCUUUUAUGAUAAUGUGGAAGCAGAGUUGCUCCACACCUUCACCAGGGUUUAUAAGUUUGACACCAUGCUGCUGCUGGUGCGUUUGGCCGUUCUCACGGCCGUCACUCUGACUGUCCCUAUUGUGCUGUUCCCUGGAAUGUGAGAGAGGAUCCCUCUCUCUCUGCAGUGGAAGUUUACAAGCUCAGAGAGAACAGUGGAAAAACCCUCACCCUGACCACUACCUUCAGGGAGAUAGAUGGGCGGAGCCACUGACAGGGGGGUUAGCUGGCAGAGCAGGGACACAGAAACACAAACAUCUGCCAGGGGCACAGUCUUUAAAAUGUGUUGUGUUAGUGAUAGAUAAUGUUUAGAAAUCUGCAUCUGGAUCUGCAUCAAAGACGGUUAGAAAAAUAAUGUUUUUAAUGUUUGUCUGAUGGUAGCCGUGGAAGAAAACCUAAAUUCCAUCAGGGAAUAUCAGGAUUUUGUACAAGGAUGAAGUGUGCGACGCUGCUGAGUUAUGUCCCUUUGAUUUUAAUACCAAAAUUCAGUCAAAUCAGAGGCCCUGUUCAGACCUGGUAUUCACAAGCAGUACAGGUGUGAAUGCACCCAAGACACAUUGAGGAAAUGUGCCCUGGGCUAAAGUGAAGGACCACCUACUCAACUGAUGUCCUCUGCACAAGUGGAUGUAUGUACUUAUUCGAAAAACAAAUUCAAGUCGUACAAGCUGCAUAAACUAGCUUUGUCAGUGACAUCUGAGCUCAUAGAGAUAUAUUAUUAGUGUGUCAUCUUGGGCAAUUUGGUUUGCCUGGAACAUGCCAAGGAAUAGACACAGUGGUUGGAUUUCUUCUUCUUCUUUUAAUUUCUAGCAGACUAGGCAUGAGAAGUGCAUUGCUGCCUCUCGCAAAACAACAACACAUUUGGUCUUUGCAAGUGGAAUUGAUGUAUGUGUUUAUUUGCAUAUUGUGCAGGAAAGUGAGAUCCGAUCACAAGUGGUCUCUUGAGAUGCAUGUGGAGACGCAUUCUAAUCCCGGGGUGAAUUGAUAUGAUUAUAGCUGUCCAUUUGUGACCCAAGACAAGACAUCACCCAAGACAAAUGUUAAUGGCAGGUCUGAACAGGGCCAAAUUGACAAACUCUGAUAUCCUGUUCAUUUUGUCCUCAUGUAUAGACCGGUUAACUGCAAUUAUAUUCAUGUGUGUGCUUUCUCCUAGUUGUCUGUCACAAACCUAGAUUUCUUCUCCACCAGUGUAAUCAUUGUGCAAAACUUGGAAGGAUGAAAUGUAACAUUUCGUCUGACUCCAACUUAAGCCUUUGACUUUGAAUGGUACUCACAAUAAAUACAUUUUAAAUGUAAUUGAAACACAGAAGGAUAAGCCUGUAUAAUGAUAAUAAAGGAGAUAAAAAUGUGAUAAGGACAGAACACAAGCCUGUAAUGUGUAGUAGCAAACCAGCUGUGGUGAAGUGUGGCUUAGUGAAAGGAGCAAGGCAGUAACACAGCUAGGGUUAGGGGUUUAAAUCCUAUGGCAGCCAAAUGCAACAUAAACCUUUGUGCUCAUGGAUCCUUAAUCAGCUUUAAAUAUGUCAAGCAAAUUAAUUUUGUGAGGUUUCGUUAAAAACUAGUAUUGGCCUGUAUAUACCUGCAUGCAUACCUAUGAAAAGGUGCGAGUCAUAGCCUGCUUUACAUAGGUCAGUGGUGGUGAUUAGCAUUAGUUGCUGAGAGACAGUAAUGUGAAUGAAAUGGCUGACUUAGCUGAUGCUGUUUGUGAUUUAGAAAAAAGUUGAUCUGUGCAUGAUUUUCUAAUUAGAAAUGAGUGUUUGUGCAGAGCUGGGAAUGUUUAAUUAAUUGACCAUCACUAUUCUUGCAGUAAAAUAAACAGUGUUGCUGUAAUAUGGUCAAAAGAUUGAUGAACUUCGAUAUAUAUACGCAAAAGAACUACUUAGUAAUACCUCGCCUUGCCAAGUUUCCAUUUGACAUUGGAGAAUCGUGGCUUGAAUCCUCCUAACCUUUAUUUUGCAGGAAAAUGCUGCCGACCUUCAGCUAGACAUUAACGUUAGCUUUGUCUGUGACUGUCCUUGGCUCAAGUGGAGAAGUGCUAUAUAAAGGGAAGAGAUAAUAUGUAUGUGGGAGUGUGCAUUUGGAGACACGUGUUUAGGUGUGGGAGUGUAUACAGUAAGUGUGUGUGGGUGUGCAGUCACGAGAGGGAUAGAUGCUAACAGAGGUCAGAUCACACAGGGCUUUGGCAGAAUCCAGUACAUAAUGAAAGGGCUUUAUGUGGAGUCAAACAUGCCCCAGUUCUCAGGCUCCGGCUUGAGAUUGAAACCAUGGGAGAGGGCUGCAAAUGAGCUGAUUAACAGCACCAACGUCACCGUUACAUGUUACCAUCAUGUAAAGUAAAGUAAAAUGUAUAGUAAAUUUAAGUACUAAUACAGACCUUUGUUUGUGCAGUACUAGCUUUAGUACUUGUCUCUAAAGCCUCAUAUGUGACCAGUUGUUUUUUUUCUUUUACUUAAAAAGUAGUUUAUAUAUACUUUUUUGUCUUUUUAUCCAAUGUUACAGAGGCAAAAUCACCUGCUUUUGCUUUUCUAAUUAAUAUAUGACUGUUCAGGAAUGAGGAAUAUUUGCAGUUAACAAAUGCUGCUAAACAUUUUCUGUCUUGCCAGCGGCAGGACAUUUUAAUUUCUCUGCUAUGAUUUUGUUUAUUUUAAAUUAAAAAAACUGUGAGUAUCUAUGGUUUUCUUAUACAGAACAAAAACGUACUGUAACUACAAAGUAUAUUAAGUGUUUGUAAGCUAUAAUUAAUGGCCUAAUGGUUAAUAAAACAUUUUAAUGCAACACAAAAAUUGUUCUUAUGAAAGGCUUAUAACAGAUCUCUAAAGUGGUAUUACAGUUUCUGUUUUAUUAUAUAAAAAGUAAAACAUUUGGUUGUAGUAAAGCACAGUUUGAUAGACUUUUUUUUAGUCAAAAAGGCCCAGUUUGGCUGUGUGGUUUCAAGUAAUGGUUCAGUGCUUGAAAACUCUCUUAUAUGGCUUCCUGCUGAUAUUUUUACUUGAAAAGGGACUUUUACCCUACUGCAUGUAGUUUCAGUUCACACUCAGCACCUGUGUAAAUUCAGAUGUGUUCCUGUAAAAGAAAAAAGCAAAUGACUUUUAAGUAGAAAUGACAGGUUCAAGAGGGUACCACUGAGUUUUAACAGCUCUGACACAGUGUCUGCCACUUUGUCUCUAGUUUUGAAUAUACUCACACAUAUGAAAAUAUGUGCACCAAUUUUGACUUUAACAAGGAAAACACAACCCUUGUUUGCAGAAAAUGGGCUCAAAUGCACGAGGUUUGUUUUCAGCUGCCUCUUGCUUGCAGUACCAGCUCAUGUAGUUAAGAUCUUAGUCUCUGGUUUUAUGUUAACCCGCUAAUCCCAGAUUCAGCUGCCUACAACUGGUCCAUCCACAUAUUCUGUGUGUGUUUAUAUGUAAGAAAUGUGCAAAUAUCACACAGUGAACUCCAAAGGCUUUGCGCCAGGUAACACCCAGGUGCUGAAUAGUUUGGAGCCUUGGAGAGAAAUGCCACAUCCAGGCUCUAGUUUUCGGCCUAAUUAUGAAACAGCUGGUUGGGGGGAUACGCUUAAAUUAUUGUCAUUAUCUCCAACAUGAAAUGAGUGUUGGCCAAAAAGGUGACACUUUUUUGGCAGUGGACAUUAAAGUGCAGGCGUCAUCCUGGUGCCUCCUGACAGUCAAGAUGGAGGUCACUUGGUUCAAUUUGACAGCGCAGAAAAUCCAGUUAAUGUGAUUUUUUUUUAUCCACUGUGCCAUGCUAACUGGAUAUAAAUCUUGUACUUAAGUCAGACUUGAAAGGAUACAAAGAAGGCAUGUGUUGUUCUGCCAGCAGUGGCUCUUAAGAGGAAAAGAUUGCACAUUCCUUGUCCUUUUCGGGUAAACUAAAUAAAGAAGUUACCUUCUCAGUCACUCUUCUUGCAUCUUGUAUAUCAUUCUCCACACUCUGUUUAAAGUAUCUGCCAAAGUUGUAAUUAAAUGUGUUGUUAUGGCAACUGGUGACCCUCGUCUGCCUUAAUGUAGGACUAGUAAGUAAAAAGAGGAUGGAAGACAGGCUUGCACGAAAAGAGUGACAAUAGCAGCUUUGUUUUAAGACACACCUCCCCCCUACAGGCAAGUCCGCCCUCCUCUCACUACCGGCUGAUGCAAUCCCAUGGUUCCAUUGCACUGCAGGAGAUAAUCCCCUGCCUAUUUGAAUGGGCACCAUAUGCACCGCCCGUUUUUAACCUUUCCCCCUGUGGACUGCGAGCUGUCAGUGACUCAGGUUUCACCUGAUACCCACAACCUUUCACCCACUAGAGGCUUGAACAGGCUGUCUAUGGCUCCGCAGCACCAGGCAUCUUAGCUGGGAUCUCCUGGUUCCCUCUGUUUCCCUCUCACACACAGUCUCACAAAAACACACACAAUAGCCUCGUAGCACUUGACACACAGUCAGUGGCAAAGUAUGGGAAUCAGCCUCAGGCCCAGGCCAGCAGACAUGCAGACUAGACUCACGUUGUUGUUAAUGAUUUGUUACUUUGACAGAGAUUGACAGCGUGUACAGAAAACUAUGCCACGUGUUUCAUUAUAUUCCAAUGUAAAGUCAGCUGAAUUAAGAGCUGGGAUUGAAUGCAACUUUUUUUUUUUUAUCAAACCAAACUGACGAUUUUGUAGUCACAAGUUAAAUAAAAAUGCUGUGAUUGUUACAUAAUCCACACUCUCAGUAAGAUUAUACUGAAUUUUAUACAACUUUUGUAAAAAUAUUAAUAGACUGAUUCAAUGUGAUCAAGCCAAAGAUUUCAAUGUUUUUUCCAGAUCCGCUCCUCCAUCACCACGCUGUUAUUCAGUGGUCGAGAGUUCAGCUGGACUCGCCACAUGCUGAUCGCCGCUGCAAUCUUGGCCUUCAACAACAUGCU
Molecule: messenger RNA, 9375 nt
Organism: Xiphias gladius (swordfish)
Lineage: Eukaryota; Metazoa; Chordata; Actinopteri; Istiophoriformes; Xiphiidae
Gene: slc38a4
Product: solute carrier family 38 member 4
Exons: 13
Coding region: 3296-4600 (434 amino acids)
Biological process (GO): amino acid transmembrane transport
Molecular function (GO): amino acid transmembrane transporter activity
Source: RefSeq, a predicted model, not a curated record